CUAUCGGCACUAUCGACUAUUAGCCAGCAGGGAGUAAAAGCCAAAUAAACAGGGCAACAUGUUUUUAGAAACAGAGUGCGGAAUUUGCUACCGAACUUACAACGCGGGCUUGCGGUGUCCCCGUCAGCUGAGCUGCAAACACACGUUUUGUGAAAGAUGCUUGGCGACGCUCGCGCAGUCAAAAGAGAUCCCCGAUCCGCGGAUACAGUGUCCGCUGUGCCGACACAUCACGUCGCUGUCAGACGCGACGAUCAAAGACAAGCUGCCGGUAGACGAGGACAUUUUGGAGCGGUUGGUAAAGGAUGCCAGUUUGGAGGGAUUGGCGGAUGACGAUGAAGAGUGCGAGGAGCCGAACCAGGACGCAUCCUGCCCGCGUAAAGAAGAAAGUUCGCCCCCGAGAACUCCGAGAGGACGUCUGAUGAGAUCCAUCCGGCGCCUCUGUAAAAAAAUCCUAGGGGACGAGCGCAGAAACUGUAUGACUGAUGAGGAUUUAAGGGACCUGGCAAUGAUGUCCUGUUAUAUGACGUAAUCAAGACCAGGAUUUCAAGUUAUUGACCGUCCAAGACCAUUGUGAAGCGAUAAUGUUAUUUGGAAGAAUCAGUGGAACAGUUUGGAUGAAAUGAUAAGAUUGUGGUGCUGGAGAGGAGACGUGCUGUUUGUUUUUGGGCGGGACGCGUCGCCAUGGCAACAAAACGUUGAGAUCACUACAGCUCAACCCACGAACAAACAACAACAUAGAAACGCCGCGAACAUCUUUAAACUUUCUUCAGCACCUUAAAACUGAGCUCUUAUUUGAUGACAUGAACAACGCUGCCUAUUUAUUCUUCAUUCAGGAUUUUGUCAUUUUAUUGGUGCUGUUUUUGUUUGACACAAUCAUGGACAGUAUUCCUAAGGAGUCGUGUGCCUAUUUUCUCCAUUUAAUUUAUUAAUGCAGAAAUGUUAAAUGCAAACAACUGUCACUAUUUAUUUUAACGUAUUUAAUUAUAAAGAAAGUUUUAGUGUUACUUUUAUAUCAAAUGAAAACAAAGUACAUAUUUUCAUAGUCGUUAUAUAGCCUACUACAAGGUUUUAUCCAGACGAUUUAUCAUAAAUUAUCUCUUUUAAAUUAUUAUUUAAUAUUUAAAUUAUGUUUAUGUAUACUGUUGUUUAUACAAAAUAAAGGUUUGUAAUUUUAUAAAAA
Messenger RNA from Misgurnus anguillicaudatus (oriental weatherfish), 1180 nucleotides. NCBI's taxonomy places the organism in Eukaryota, Metazoa, Chordata, Actinopteri, Cypriniformes, Cobitidae. The record is from RefSeq and is a predicted model, not a curated record.